AACGCUGUGACGUCAGCUGUGCGCUGCUUUUGGAGGACUUGUGAGAGGAAGCGGCGCUGCACUGCACACAUAGCGGGCCGAGCGCGUGCACGUCAGUUCUACUCAUUUCAUCUUCGCCGUUCAGCUACGCGAUAUUUGACCGUAACAAGAUGCCCCUGGGUGAAGAUGGACACUCGUGGAAGAAAAAGACAUCUGACAUCAAGGAGAUCUACGACUUCAAGGAUGUGCUGGGGACUGGUGCGUUCUCCGAGGUCGUCCUAGCCGAGGAAAAGCAAACAUUGAAGUUGGUGGCAAUAAAGUGUAUUCCGAAGAAAGCUCUAGAAGGGAAAGAGAACAGCAUUGAAAACGAAAUCGCCGUUCUUCACAAGAUUAAACACGCCAACAUUGUUUCUUUGGAGGACAUCUAUGAGAACAAAUCGUACCUCUACCUCGUCAUGCAGCUGGUGUCUGGCGGCGAGCUCUUUGACAGGAUUGUUGAAAAAGGUUUUUACACGGAGAAAGACGCCAGCAAGCUCAUCCAGCAGAUCCUGGACGCCGUGAAGUAUCUUCAUGACAUGGGCAUAGUGCAUCGAGACCUGAAGCCAGAGAACCUGCUAUAUUACAGCAUGGACGAGGACUCGAAGAUCAUGAUCAGCGAUUUUGGCUUGUCGAAGAUCGAGGGCUCGGGUAUAGUCAUGAGCACGGCAUGCGGCACUCCUGGAUAUGUCGCUCCAGAGGUUUUGGCGCAGAAGCCGUACAGUAAAGCAGUGGACUGCUGGUCUAUCGGCGUCAUCGCGUACAUACUCUUGUGCGGCUAUCCGCCAUUUUACGACGAGAACGAUGCCAAGCUCUUCGAGCAGAUCCUGAAAGCCGAGUACGAGUUCGACUCGCCGUACUGGGACGACAUCUCUGAUUCAGCUAAGGACUUCAUCGUGAACCUGAUGGAGAGAGACCCGAAAAGGCGCUACACGUGUGAACAAGCACUGCAGCAUCCCUGGAUUGCUGGUGAUACUGCACUGGACAAGAACAUCCACGAAUCUGUGAGCGCUCAGAUCAAGAAGAACUUCGCCAAGAGCAAAUGGAAGCAAGCGUUUAAUGCCACAGCGGUAGUCCGGCACAUGCGCCGCCUUCAGCUGGGCACCAGUCAAGAGGGGCAGAGUCAGCUGUCGCCCCACAGCCCCUGCAGCGAGCGCCUCCUGCUGCCUGAAGGAACCGAGGAGGAAGAGGACGAGCAAAGCACCUCUCAGAGGGACAAUAACGGCUGCUCAGAAAGCGCCGGCGAAGGGGAAGCGCGCGACGGCAUCCAGAACUGCGCCUUCUGCGUCCACCCGACCAGCCGGGUCUGAACCCGUCAAUCAUCCUGCUGCAACCAAUGACUUGACUGUCCCAUGUUUCUACUGGAGUCCUGCCUCACCCCCAGUCUGGCCAGGAAUAUUGAGUAACUCCAGCGCUUGGCCACUAGGUGGCGCCGUAGUGUAAAGAAUUUGAGGUGGGAAAGGGGGUCGCUAUGCCAACAGAGGGUUUCUGUUUACAGAGAGGUGAGCUCUGCAAGAGGAAGGAGACAGAGAGAGAUAUGCAUGCCGCAGUUGCAUUAUGAGUAACGGAUCGAGAUUGGACAGUGUUUUAUCUUCUGUUUUACAAACUACAUGAUGUUUCAUCUUUCUGUCUUGGAAAAGUGGUUUUAGGUGUGUUUUUAGUUGUGAAAUGGGUCCUCCGAUCUUUUUAAGCUUGCACGCUAAACACAGCUUCAUGUGUGAUCGGCAAACACACACACGAACACGCACAUUUAUCUAAUUCGGUUUAUUAAUGCCGUGCUGCACCUAAAUCUACCCUGAGUCUCAACUUCAGCAAGCAAAAGUUGUGUUUUUUUCUUUAAUAAACCACCUAAAUGUAUCCACAAAAAUAGAAAUCAGCAGAUAUUCCUUUCCUCGUGGGACAUUUCUAUAAAAUCUAGUCUAUAAAAGAUUUUAGAAAAAGUCUAUAAAAUAUUUCUUGGUGUAGCCAAAAAUUCCCACUAGGACAUGGACAUAUUUAGAAGCAUAUAUUACUCACUCACACACACACACACACACACACACACACACACACACACACACACACACACACACACACACAGUCUAAUUGACAUUAUUUCAAACAUUUGUACAGAAUUUUACUUGUACACAUUGUGUCCAUAUAGGACUUUAUGUAUUAUUGUGCUGCAACACACCAAGUCUCGUUGUUUCAUGGAACUUUUCUUUUUUCACGCGUCAGACACAGUCUUCAGUGCCUUCAUGGUUGCAGAUGUUCGAGUUAUUAACGCCUCGUGUUUAACUCUGUUCAAUGCCAUUAUGAUCUGUCUGGGUGUCGGAUGCUUUAAAUGUAAACACUGCAGCAGGGCUCUGUCUGUGUGUGCGUGCGUGCGUGUGUGUGUGUCUGUGUGUUUGUAUGUCUGUGUGUGUAUUUAAUGUCUGUUACCACUCAUGUAAACGUUUUUAUAGAAACCUGUUUCUUUUACUGAUGGUUUUACUCAGGGGAUGACGCUGUGCUAAGGAUUUGGGGUUUUAAAUACAUGAUAGAGGAUUUAUUAUCUGACAUAUAAAUUGAAUACAGAGUUAAUGUGGUGGCCUGGGAAAAUCUGUCACCGUGGCUUCACUAAAACUUUCAUGGUUGUCAUCUUGCAAAGAUCUUUACGUUCUGUAAAGAGAGAACAAAUGCAUUCAUUUUUCCUAUAGAAAUGUAAGCGAUGUUGCUUCCCAAACUGAAGGGUUGUAGAUCGUCCAAUUAAUCUGGUUUGUAAACAGCUGUUAAAAUGCUUCUGCGCCCCUUUUACACUUUUUUUUAAUGUAUCCAGACUCUAUAACCGUUCUAACUUUACUUCUGAUUGAGACUAGGGUUGUUAGUGUCACACGUUUUUUUUUUUUUUUUUUUUUUAAAUAUUUAUAUCUACACCCUCAAUCUAAGUAACUACAACAUGAUAAAUACAUACAGUAUCCGUCUUAAUCCGUUUAAUCAGUAUCCGUUUUUUUUUUUUUUUGUUUCAAACCCUCCUAAUCCCUAAACCCCAACUCAGUAACCUAUUUCUAUGAAGUCUUCAGAGCUAGAUACUGUAUAGUGUGUAAAAUUAUCCCAGGCUACCACAUGUAUAUUUAGACAGAAGAAAGGAUCUUUUUCCUUGACAUGGGGGUCCGUUGUAAUAUUUCUAACUUUGGUACUGCACCAUUGAACCAAUCCAAAAAAAAAACAUAUAAAAAAAAGGCAUUAAAGAACUUUUUAUUGUA
Tachysurus vachellii is the source of this 3239-nucleotide messenger RNA. RefSeq names its product calcium/calmodulin-dependent protein kinase Ib (gene camk1b). Bases 150 to 1325 code for a protein of 391 amino acids. The transcript is spliced from 12 exons. Gene Ontology annotation, cellular component: intracellular anatomical structure. Gene Ontology annotation, molecular function: calmodulin binding; ATP binding; calcium/calmodulin-dependent protein kinase activity. The record is from RefSeq and is a predicted model, not a curated record. Gene Ontology annotation, biological process: peptidyl-serine phosphorylation. NCBI's taxonomy places the organism in Eukaryota, Metazoa, Chordata, Actinopteri, Siluriformes, Bagridae.